AAAGCGCAAUUACAUGUUCUGGUGAGGCUUGGAAGUUGUAUGUUGUUCGAUUAUCGGCUGUUGAUUCGCUAAUAUAAAAUUAUACAUUGCUGUUGCGACGAAGUAAUUCCUCAGGUUUCGUUACUUUCACUUCGUAUUUCCCACGUUUCUGUCGGAGAAGGAGAGCGCCUGCGACUGGUGAGCGCAUUAUUGCACGCACAUGCGCCGAACGCGUCAUACAUGCAUAGUCGAGAGGAGCUCUCCGACCUAACCUAAUCAUACGUUCUCUAUUCAAGCUUGAGCACAUGUCGAUCGAUACAUCCAGAGAAGAGUGAGCGAGAGAGCGAUUCGCCUUGUUUCUUAUAUACACAUGUAUAUAUAAAUCUACUUUCGUCGGUCUACAUGCAGUGAAAUACACACAAGAUGCAACGAGCAAGUGACAGGAGACUCGAGGUCCUUCUGACAAGCGAGGACUCGGGGGAAGGUUGCAACGCUGCGCUAUGGGAUCCCUCGAAUGGUUCUCGAUUGUCCAUCUUCAAGAACGGAGGGACUCUGAGUCGCCGCACGCUUCAGCUCCUCAACGACUGCUACCUCCUAGGUGCCGACCACACCAAGAACCGUAUACACGUGUGGCCAUUGAACAACCCGUCGCCCUUGAACAACAUCAGACUGACCGCUCCAGGUAGAGUGAGCGCCCUGACUUGCACGCCGAACGGCACCUAUAUGAUCGCCGCUGUGGCAGACACGCUAUACAUCUGGCAAGUUUGCAACGGUCGCUUAGUGGGCACCCUGAACAGGCACCUGCAGACCAUCAAGUGCUUAUCCGUCACGAAGGACGGCUCACUUUUCGCCAGCGCCGGCGAGGACGGCCUGGUGUUCGUGUGGUCGCUCUACAGCGCGCUCAACGACAAACGUUGCUCCCCCGUCCACAAGUUCUCCGACCACACUCAGCCAGUCGGUGAUGUAUACUUCGGACAUGGCGGUACUCGCGGAAGAUUAUACACGGCCUCCUUAGACCGGACGGUCAACGUCUACGAGAUGGGCAGCGGCGUCCGCUUGGUCUCCAUAGUGUUCCCCGUGCCGCUCACGGUCAUCGCCGUGAACAUUACCGAUAGCGAGCUCUUCGUGGGCUGCGUUACCGGUGACAUAUUACAGUGCAACCUGCACGAACCACCACGUGGCAUCGAGCAACAUGUGAGAGCGAGCGACGACGACGCCGGGAGGAACGCCGUGUAUCGAGCCCACAAGUCUGAGAUCACUGCUCUCUCGGUAUCGGUGGACUGUCGCACGCUGGUGUCGGGCUCUACCGAUAAAGCAGUUCACAUAUGGGACAUUGUCAGUCGGCUCGUACUCAGGACGAUCGAGCACAAGGGAUCAGUUACCGCCGCAUUCCUCGCACCGGCAUUUGAGAAUUUCUUCGCCACCACGCUGAAGCCGAGUUUGGAAUUGCGGAACCUGCAGCAGACCGCCUCGGACGACAGUAGCAGGUGCGUCAUCGAGGUUAUCAACAGAAGUUGGAACCCCAAGGAGUUCCUGGACUUCAAGUCUUUCAUGGAUGAGGAGCCGGGUGAACCCGGCAUAUCUGAGGAUACGGACGCGAAGCAGAAUAUGGCCGCGGAGUAUGAGAAGCUGAAGCAGAUUAAUAAGAAUCUAUUUCAGUACGCCGUCGCGAAUACUUUGCGAAAGGCAAACGGCAGGCAGGCGGGGGAUUGAAGGGUGGACUCAUCCGUUCUCUUUGAGAUCAAGACUGACGCGAUGAUUAUGUAUUAUACAGGAUGAUUCACAGAGAAAAAAGUAAAAUUAAAUCUAUCGAAAAUUCCAUUGUCGUCGCAGUAAAGUCACACGCCUUGAUAAGAAGCGACUUUUGAGAAAUCAAGACAGGACAGAAUGGGAAGUCACUUAUUUGUAACUUAGUUCAAAUUUUAUAAUUUUUGUAACUAUAUAAGUACUAAAAAUAGGAGCCGUAUCCAUAUAUAUUUUUUACUCAAAACAACUUCCCAAAUAAUUUGACAGUUUUUCUUUCCUGAGUCACACCUUGUGUAUAAUGUGCAGUACCUAAUUGAAAAAAGGAAACUGUUCGACCAUUCUGAGACACCCUGUAUAUAUCUUGUACAGAAAUAUUUAUAUCCAAUAGAAAUAAUGAAUAAUUUUUCUGCGCAAAUAUGUUCUCCGAGGAUUUUUUAAUUUACGAUAAAAAGAACUGAGAAAUUUUUUAUGUGAGAAUAUUUAUAUCUGCGAGCCAUUUUUAUAUGCUUUUCCAUAAAAAGUGUAAAAUAAUAUUACAGAAAUUUUUAUAACAGACAUAGAUGCACUUUGCCGUUUUGUUGCCACUCUUUCAUUUAUUUAUUUCUACUUUGAGAUAUUCAAAUAUUUACACAAGUCAAAACAUUAUUUGAUAUUUGCGGCUACUUCCGAAAGAGUCCACUUUUCGAUUCUUAUAAAAUUUAAUGAAAUUUUCUCAGUUAAAUGUAAAUAAAUAUAUUUAAAGUUUCCUUGGCAUAAAGAAGAUUAAUUGAGAUAACGUUAAAAUAAUGAGUAACAAUUAUCAUGCCACAUAGAUAUAGAAUAAUCUUAUCCUUGAGAUAUACAGAGAAAUAUUCUGAAUAAUAUAUAUGUAUAAUUAAAUAGGAGUCGCUUCUAAUACUUAAAUUGUCAUUUGGUGUCGUGAAUAAUGUACAUUUCGAACCAAUACGUUAAGCAUAACAAAUAUUUUUGUAAAUAUAACAAAAUACAUUGUAAAGGAUAUAUUUCAUAGAAAUUUAUAAGAUAGCUGGGUCUAGGAAACGAUGCGACAUCUGCAUGCAUGUAAAAAAAGGCAUUACGAUAUUGCGAAAUUUCUACAUGGAACGUCAUACCCAGUAUUAUAAUGAAAUGGACGGUUUCUUUUGAUUCAUUGUAAUUACUGUUACCAAUAACAAUCUUUCCCACUGAAACGUCAUUUAUGCCGAUGAGAGUGAAUAAAUUACAAUAGCCAAUCAAUUUAUAAUGAUAUAAGAUACUUUUACAUUAAUACACUAAUUAAAUAUCACUUUUGAUAUGAAAUAAUACAUUUACCAAGAUAUUUUUGCAAAUUAACUGAUAUUUGAUCGAUAACUCGUACAGCCGUCGCGUAGAAUCAAAUAAAACAAAAUAUUCAGAAAAAUAACCUUUUUUUUUCAGUGCACGUAACAUCUCUGAGGUAUGCAAUUUGCAUGCUGUGUUGCGUAUUAUGUUUCUUUAUAUUACAAUGCUGUAACAAUACAUGUACCUGUGUUCACUGGCUACUGAGUAAUUUAUAUUCCAAUUACGUAAUCUUUCACACACACACACACACACACACACACACAUACA
Messenger RNA from Dinoponera quadriceps, 3309 nucleotides. RefSeq names its product WD repeat-containing protein 18. Lineage: Eukaryota; Metazoa; Arthropoda; Insecta; Hymenoptera; Formicidae. The transcript has 2 exons. Gene Ontology annotation, cellular component: nuclear pre-replicative complex. Bases 403 to 1692 code for a protein of 429 amino acids. The record is from RefSeq and is a predicted model, not a curated record. Gene Ontology annotation, molecular function: protein binding. Gene Ontology annotation, biological process: DNA-templated DNA replication; rRNA processing.